Molecule: messenger RNA, 612 nt
Organism: Acanthosepion pharaonis
Lineage: Eukaryota; Metazoa; Mollusca; Cephalopoda; Sepiida; Sepiidae
Source: the annotation of a GenBank genome assembly
AUGAAGAAGAUUCCUUCUGGAUUCCUCUCUUUACUUCUCCUCCCCUUCGUUCUCUUCUUUCUUUAUUCUUCUUCCCUCUCUCUGUCUCUCUAUAUCUCUUUCUCACUCACUCUCAUUCACUCACUCUCCCACGAAAACACCUUCCAUUUUCUUUCUUCCUUCCUUCUUGGUUGCUCUCUCCCUCACUCUUUCAGUUUCUAUCUAUUUUUCUUUCCUUUUUUGGACUUUCUUUCUUUCUCUCUCUCUCUCUCUCUCUCUCUCUCUCUCUCUCUCUCUCUAUCUAUCUAUCUAUCUCAGUCUGUCCACAUCUAUCUAUGGCUUUUCAUUAUCUAUCUAUCUAUCUAUCUCUUUCUCUUUAGGUCGACGCCAUUUCUUUGCACAUUUGUUCAAAUCAAUUCUUUCUUCCUUUGGGUUUUCUCUCUUUGUCCCUUGCUGUGGUCAACGGUGCACGCCAUCUUAGAUCAACCAACCAUGACAUCUUUUAAUGGGCCUCGGAUUUCUUCACCAGCGCCGCCUGACUUUUUCGACACAGCCGCACGACAGAGUCUGCGAGAUGAGGUUGGGGGAAGCAGAGAAUUCAAAGAUCGAUCCCGACGAAGGGCAAGCAAAUAA